GUGUAUACUAUGUAGUUGAGUUGAGCAUGAAUGUGUGAGUGAUAAAACAAAAUCCAAGGAAGAAACAAGGUCCAAUUUCAGAGAUCGGUAGGAAGGAACAUGAUGGACAACCUUGGCGGCGGUUCUAGUACUCGUAUGAAAGCAAUCGAGGAGCUUCUCAGAGAAGGUCGUGAUUCUGCUACACAGCUCAGGAGUAUCAUCAAUGGGAAUGGUGAAAAUUCUCCUUCAGCACAGAAACUCGUGAAGGAGGUGUUCAUGUCCUUCCACAACUCCCUCUUGCUCUUGAACAACAACCCCACUUCUGAAUUUCACGAUGCCUCCAAUGUUCAACUUUGGGACUCUCCCAAACUCGAGGACUCUCCAGAGAGCAAUUGCAAGAACUCCACGGUUAAAGCACGAAGAGGGUGUUACAAGAGAAGAAGAACUGAACAAACAAGAGAGAAGGAGUCCGAAGCUCCAAUCGAUGAUGGCCACCAAUGGAGGAAGUAUGGUCAAAAGGAGAUUCUCAAUGCCAAAUUCCCAAGGAGCUACUUUAGGUGCACUCACAGAGACCAGGGUUGCCAAGCGACAAAGCAGGUGCAAAGAGUUCAGGAGGAUCCAAUCUUGUACAAGACAAUCUACUACGGUGAACACAGUUGCAAGAACAUGGGAAACCCCGAGAUCAUACUCGACAUGUCUCCUUCAUCUUCUUCCAAGUUUCUUAGCUUCAACAAUUCCUUCUCUACUCUAUCAAAACAAGAGUGUGCCUUUCUCUCAUCUUCUUUCCCUUCAUCUGUCAAAAGGGAGUGCAAAGAGGAGAUUCCACCCUCAACUUCCUCCAAUGAUUACCUCAUCUCUUCUGACCUCACCUUUGAUGAUGCUUCACCAAGACAUGUCACUCUAUCAUCUUCAACACCUGACUCUGAGUACAAGGCUGUCGACUUUCCAGAUCUCUUUGAUGAUGUCUUUCAAGACUUCCUUGAAUUUAGAUAGUUUCCCACUUUCUUCCUAUUUUAAGUUUUAUUUUAACCUAUAUGCAAAAACAAACUGUGUAAUAUAUAUAGUAGUUUUCUUAGAAAUUGGUAGUAGUACUCAUCUUUUAUUCUCAAUAUUAAUGAGAAAAAAAAAAAAACAAUGUUGUUUUGACUGGUUCAGCCAACAAAAGUUAAUUUAAUUAAUAAUGAAGUGGUUGUCUCUUAUUUUGUAUGAAAAUAAUGAGUAAUUUGAAGUCUAGUUUGUUUGUAAGAAGAUAAUGGUUUGUAGUUAUAUUUAUGUGGAUAAAUGAAAAGUGAGAUGAAAUUAGGAGCAUGCAGAAGCAAUGAAUAGAUGGUUGGGGUCACUUGGAAAAAGGUUAAGGGUAGGUUCAAUGCAUGAAUGAUUUUGGAAUAGGGGAUAUAUAAAGGCAACCAUAAAAAGGUGAUAGAGAUGGCA
Messenger RNA from Vigna radiata var. radiata (mung bean), 1410 nucleotides. RefSeq names its product probable WRKY transcription factor 70. NCBI's taxonomy places the organism in Eukaryota, Viridiplantae, Streptophyta, Magnoliopsida, Fabales, Fabaceae. Gene Ontology annotation, molecular function: sequence-specific DNA binding; DNA-binding transcription factor activity. The record is from RefSeq and is a predicted model, not a curated record. Gene Ontology annotation, biological process: regulation of DNA-templated transcription. The transcript has 3 exons. The coding region runs from base 100 to 972 and encodes 290 amino acids.